Messenger RNA from Antechinus flavipes (yellow-footed antechinus), 2112 nucleotides. It is a transcript of the gene B3GALT4, whose product is annotated as beta-1,3-galactosyltransferase 4. Gene Ontology annotation, molecular function: N-acetyl-beta-D-glucosaminide beta-(1,3)-galactosyltransferase activity. Bases 350 to 1495 code for a protein of 381 amino acids. NCBI's taxonomy places the organism in Eukaryota, Metazoa, Chordata, Mammalia, Dasyuromorphia, Dasyuridae. Gene Ontology annotation, cellular component: membrane. The transcript has 2 exons. The record is from RefSeq and is a predicted model, not a curated record.
UGAUUGUGGGAAAGAGGCGGGGGAAAGGGAUGGGAAACUGCUGCUGCGGCUGCCGUGCUCCACGCAUUGGGACGGGAACGCUGCACACAGCUGCGGACACAAACCCGUCCCUGCACCACCGGGCCGGUGCGGAGCUGCCCAAGGACCCUGGGGAGAAUGUCCCCUGCUCUCCCGAAUCGUGAGCACUGUGGGGAGUAGAAAAAUAGACAUCCGCCCUCGAUAAAACAUCAACCCGUCCUCAGUCCCAUAUUGACACAGAAACCAGAAGGAGAGCCAAUGAAAAGCCGAGUAGGAGAUAAUGGGAAAGAAAGGACCCCUCAAACCCAGAUGAGGUCACUAUCAAAUUUGAAUGUUUCCCAACAUGUCCUCCUGCCUUCUCCAUCCACGCUGCAUCCUCCUGGCAGCCUUGGCAUUCUUAUGUGUCUGGGCCAUCUUUGGUCCCUCUGGGCUAAGGAAGGAGUUAUCCUUCACUCCCCCAAUGCCAGCCCCAGCUGCACCUGCACCCCCGCUCUCCUUGCCCCACCUUCUGAUCCCUAAUGUAGGGGCUUGCAAAAGUUCUGGUUCCCAGCCUUUUCUUCUGAUCCUAGUGAGCACCGCACCUGAGCAUCAAGAGCAGAGAGAUGCUAUUCGAGCCUCCUGGGGAGCUCUUCGGGAGAUCCAUGGUCACUUGGUCCGGACUCUCUUCAUACUUGGGGAACCUGAUUAUAAUCAUUGGGAAAACAUUAGGGAGGUGCUAAAAUGGGAAGCACAGGUUGAGGGGGAUAUCGUGCAGGCCGCUUUCACUGAUUCAUAUCGAAACCUUACCCUGAAAACCUUAAGUGGACUGGCAUGGGCAGCCAGGUAUUGCCCCAAUGUUCAUUAUGUCCUCAAGACUGACGAUGAUGUUUAUAUCAAUGUCCCUGGGCUUGUGGCUGAACUUGACAAACGAGAAAAGGAUCUGCAACAGAGAGAUCCUAACAGAGAUAGAAUUCUUCAAGGGGGGGCCGAAAGUGGAGAGAAAGAAUCAGCGUUGCCCCCUGCUGUGCCCCAUCUGUACCUUGGCCAUGUCCACUGGAGAGUUUACCCUUCCCGCUUGAAGGGGAGCAGGCAUCAGGUGUCGGAGGUCCAGUGGCCUUCUGAGCGGGGUGCCUUCCCCCCUUACGGUUCAGGCACUGGCUAUGUGUUGUCAGCCCCAGUCCUGCAGCUGAUUCUGAGGGCAGCUGGUGGUGUGCCUCUAAUCCCAGUAGAAGAUAUUUUUGUUGGGGUGAUUGCCAAGAAGGUGGGGGUUGCACCUACCCACAAUUCUCGGAUAGCAGGUGCUGCCCGAUACCCCAUCGACCGCUGCUGUUUUGGGAGGAUCUUGCUAACUUCUCACCACAUGGAGCCCUGGGAGAUGAAGAGUGCCUGGGAGCUUGUGAGGGGUUCCUCAGGGAAUGGGGACAAGCCACUCUGCUCAUGGCUUCAGGAAACUCUUGGAAUGCUGAGAUGUUGGAUGCUGAACUGGUGGUAUUUUUGACAAUAUGUGAAUCCUCAGAAGAGAAGAGCUGAGGCUGAAGAUCUAUCAGAAGGAGGUGUUGGGAAAGGCUGGCCCACAGUGGGAUCUGGAUACUUGGGAUGCAGUUGCCCUGGGAUUUUAUCCUUCUUCUCCAACAAUCCUAGUUUAUCAUGAAGCAAUGAAGUAUCUCCCCAGGCUAUGGAUUCAGUGGCCUGAGCUGUAAUUCCAUUCCCCCCCCCCCCCUUUUUUCUUUCUUUCUUUCUUUUUUUUUUGCUGAGGCAAUUGGGGUUAAGUGACUUGCCCAGGGUCACACAGCUGGGAAGUGUUAAGUGUCUGACAGCAGAUUUGAACUCAGGUCCUCCUAACUUAAGAGCCGGUGCUCUAUCCACUGUGCCACCUAGUUGCUCCCCAUUUCACAUUCUUAAGAGUUUGGAAGUAUCAGAAAAGGACUCAGCUCCAAGACAGCUGGAUAUGGAGGAGUCCUAAUCAACAGGGGAAGGGGGAAAAAAAAAAGCCUUCUUUUCCAUCCUGGGAUGGUCAGAAGGAACAGAGUUGACUGUCCCCCAAGUUGCAAUGCAUUUGUUCAGGGGCAGGAGAAGAUGACAGUUAUUUCUCAGUAAAACCUCCUUGUUUCCCCA